Molecule: messenger RNA, 2434 nt
Organism: Papilio xuthus (Asian swallowtail)
Lineage: Eukaryota; Metazoa; Arthropoda; Insecta; Lepidoptera; Papilionidae
Exons: 5
Coding region: 368-1120 (250 amino acids)
Biological process (GO): protein polyglutamylation
Source: RefSeq, a predicted model, not a curated record
UAGUCUAAUGGUCUAUGUCAAUGGGUAAGUAUCAGUAAAAAAGGAUAAAUAUUUACAAAAGAUAUAUGUGUAAGUUUGGAAAGGUGUUGUAAAAACACAAGAUAUAUUCUUUGUAUAGGUGAAUGCUACGUGAUUUUAGAAAGAUUCAAAUUAAUCGGUUUCAUUCGAGAUAAAAAUGUAUAGCCACGUCUUUUAUUAACCAAACAUGUUUUUUAAUAUUUUUACUUCUAUAUUUUUUAACUGAAAUGAAAUGGUAUGACAAUGAAAUAAUAAUGUAAACACAGUAAACAACCUUUAUUUGACAUUUCCAUAUAGUUGCUAUGGCAUUUUAUGUUGCUUAUUUUAGACAUUCAAUUUGUUGACUAUCAUGAGUUUUUCUGUAGAUUUAGUAUCAGAAGACUCAUUUUAUGAAAAUAUCACACUGGGUGUUACAAGAGUCCUUGAGUCAGAUCCCCGUAUAUCAAACGUUGUAGUAGAGCGACGACCGCCCUGUGAUCGCAUAGCUAUUUCCAACUGGGAGCAAAGGCAUUCAACUAUUUUACCGGAUGAUUUACGCAAUUUUUAUGCUUCUAGUGACGGAUUUUUAUUGACAUGGAAUUUUAAAUAUUCGGCUGAUGAAGUUUUGCAAGUUGGGGCUAUAAGAGUCAAUUCAUUAAGCGAACUAUGUUUGUCCGCCGGCUUGAAAGAUCUUUUGGACUUCUCGAUGACCCGGAAUAGUUCUGGGCCACGACCAGUACUUAAUCCAAAAAGCAAGGUCUUUGAACUAGAUACCUGUAGGAAUAUCGGAAAGGUUUGCCUUAUUUGUACAAACGGUUCCUGGUCUAUUUGGUUGGCUACUCGCGAAGGAGCCUGGGGCUGGCUGGCGGACUCCUUUACAUAUUACUUCAGGAUGUCCUUAGUGCACCUCGGCCUGCCGGGCUGGCAAGCCGCUUUCACGAAUUUGCCACUUAUUCCUUGGGCGGAGCAACUUUUUUUAUUAUUGGCGCCUCACCUACUGGAGAAAGAGUCUGACAGUACAAAUGCCAAUGGGUCUGAAACUGGACUAAACCAUAUAGAUCCCAAUAUAUUCAAGAAUUCUGUUCGCCAUUACAAGACAAAUCGUCAACCUAAUAAUCAAUGACCAUGUUCUACUGUUAUGGUUUAAUUGAAGGAUAAGAAACACGUCGAGAGAUGUGAAAAUACUGAAUUAAAUUCUUGUGCAGAAGCAAAUAAACUUUUAUUUAUAAAACCGGAAAGCGGAAAUUAAUUAAAAAAAGCGAUGAAAGGUUCGAAAAUAAAAAUAAAACAUUGACGUUGCUUAAUGCAUAUAUUGAAAUAAUCGUACAAUAGACUUUUUAGCUUAACAAACGAAACAAAAUGGACGGAAUGUGAGAUACUUUGCUAAAUACAAGCUAAAAUUUCGCAAAUAAAACUACAUAUAUUUAAUACACACAACUCAUACAACUAUUUAUAUUCAUACCUCCAACAUAUAACUAAGAUCAAAACAUUUUGUUGUGGCAUUUUCAGGCUUAUAAAAUAAUGCUGCCAUUACUUUAAAAAAAAUAAUUGCUAUAUAUUGAAAAACAAUAUUAUAAUGUAAAUAUGUAAUUGAAUAUUUAAUAAAGUAAAUUAAUGUAUAAUAUACGAAUAUAUUUGACUAUAAAUAUAAAAAUACAUGUGAUUGCGUUGCUUCGUGCGCUUUAUUAUAAAUUUUAUUAAACCAGCACUAACACUUCACUAAAUGUACGUGACUUGCACAACGACUUUCGUUUAGAAAAUCUUAACACGUAAAUUAUAUUGUUUCAUAACUCAUAUUAAAAAUAUUAUAAGACACUUGAUAUUUGUGUUUUGUUUGUAACUAAACAUUUUAUUUAGUGAAAACGGAUCUUCGAUUAUUUUUACUUAGAAGUGCUCGCUUAAUUAAUUGUUUAAAUGCAUGCUUUUCUUAAGCUAGAUUAAGUUUAAAAAGUAUUACACGCUAAUUAUUUAGGCCUGUGUACCUUAAAUUUUAAUUAGCAUAAUUGUAAUGACACAAAAAUCUUACAGCUAAGUUUUUUUAUAUUUUUUUUUUGGUGGGAUGUUAAAUUUUGAACAUGUUAAUGUUGAAUACAUUCAAAACCAUUUAAUAAGCAAUGUUAUAAUAAUUUUAUGGUUUGAAAAAGGCAAAGCCAGUGGUAACAGUUUUGUAAACAAUACAAAUCAUAAUAUCAAUGGAAUGAUUUACAAUAUUGCUCAGUACUACAAUGGCUUGGUACAAAACCAUCUUAUAUUAUUUUACAAUGUCUACAUGUCUGCAUAUAGCAUUGCCAGGCGUAUGGAUAAAGCCGGACAUAGGUAGGAUUUUUGAUUGCUGAGCGCAGGCGAAGAGAAUCGACUGACGGUCGCAUGUAGGGUGUUCGGCUUUUCUACCCAAAUAUCCGCCAAACUGGUUGGUCUGUCCGGCUAUUAGGUUUGA